Molecule: messenger RNA, 4154 nt
Organism: Rosa chinensis
Lineage: Eukaryota; Viridiplantae; Streptophyta; Magnoliopsida; Rosales; Rosaceae
Product: TMV resistance protein N
Exons: 6
Coding region: 156-3779 (1207 amino acids)
Biological process (GO): signal transduction; defense response
Molecular function (GO): protein binding; ADP binding
Source: RefSeq, a predicted model, not a curated record
UCUCCCCUCCAUGAUUAACUUUUCUACACUCUGCCCAUUUCACUCUUCAUUUUUCAGAGUGGUCUCCUCUGCAACUGGCUUUCAUUUCCUCUUCCAGUUUUCACAGUUCACAGUGGUUUUCCCUUGACCUUAAUUUUCGAUCUUGGUGGUUUCCAAUGGCUUUGAGCACCCACAGGGCCUCCUCAUCUCGUGCUUGGGCUGAACCACCUCCCCAGUGGAAUUUCGAUGUUUUCUUGAGUUUCAGGGGUGAAGACACCCGCACGGGUUUCGUCUCCCAUUUAUUCCGCGAACUGCAGUACCGGCAAGUAUUCAAGACUUUCAAGGACGACCGAGAGCUUGAAAUCGGAGCUAGUAUCUCUCCAGAGCUCUUGAGGGCAAUCGAACAAUCACAUCUCGCCAUCGUUGUUCUCUCACCCAACUAUGCUUCUUCCACUUGGUGCUUGGAUGAACUUUCCAAAAUUAUCGAGUCCAUGGAAACCGGAGAUAAGAGAAUUCUGCCGGUUUUCUUUAAUGUGGAUCCAUCCGACGUUCGACAUCAGAGGAAGAGCUUUGAUGAAGCCUUUGCUAAGCAUGAAGUAAAGUUCAGUAACGACCCAGAGAAGGUGGAGAGGUGGAGAGAGGCUUUAAGAAAAGUGGCCAAUCUCUCUGGAUGGGAUAAAAAAAAUUAUAAAUGUGAAAGUGAGCUUAUAGAAGUCAUUGUGAAACGUGUGUGGGAGAAAGUGCUUCCUACGAUCACAUUGUCAGAUUCCAAAGAAAAGUUAGUCGGAAUUGAAUUUAGACUCUGGCAAAUGGGUUUUCUUUUAGCUCCUGAGGAGAAGGAUGUUCGAUUUAUAGGAAUAUGGGGUAUGGGUGGAGUGGGUAAGACUACCCUUGCUAGGCUAGUGUUCGAGAGAAUUUCCCAUCAUUUUGAAGUGGCUGAGUUUCUUGAUGUCAGGAAGUUUCAUGGUCCACUAGUCAAUCUUCAAAAACAGGUUCUUUCCCCAGUCUUGAAGGAAAAUGUUUCACAAGUUUGGGAUGUUUACAAAGGAACCUUUUUCAUUAGAAAAUGCCUGUCUAAUAAAAAGGUUCUUCUUGUUGUUGAUGAUGUUGAUAGCCGUGACAUCCUAGAAAAAGUGGCUCUAGAUAAAUCUUGGUUUGGUGAUGGAAGCAGAAUCAUUGUUACAACUAGAGAUAAACGUCUCCUCACCGAGCGUCAUAUAGAAUUAUCAUUUGAGCUGGGGCGGUUGGAUGACAAUAAUGCUCUUGAGCUCUUUAGUCACAAAGCCUUCGAAAAAGAUCAGCCAGAGGAAGGGUUUUUAGAGCUUUCCAAGUGUUUUGUAGAUUAUGCCAAAGGGCUCCCAUUAGCUCUUAAAACUCUGGGAAGUUCUUUGUAUCAGAGAAAGCUAGAGGAAUGGAAUAGUACAUUGGAGUCACUAAAGAGAAUUCUUAAUCCGACAAUUUUCGAUUCGCUCAAAUUAAGUUAUGAUGCCCUGAAUCAUUUACAACAGGAGAUUUUCUUGGACAUUGCAUUCUUCUACAAGGGGGUGGGGAAGGGGCGAGUUAAUCAACUGCUAGAAUAUUGUUAUGACUAUAAUUGUCUUAUUGAGAUAAAUGUUCUUAUCGAGAAAUCUCUCUUAACUAUUGAUCUGGACAACAAUGUCGGGAUGCAUGGUUUGAUAGAAGAAAUGGCAUGGGAAAUUGUUUGUCAACACUCUCGUGAGGAGCCUGGUCUUCGCAGCCGUUUGUGUCAUCGUAAGGACAUCUUUCUUGUAUUCACGGGAAAUACGGGAACAGAUGCAAUCAAAGGCAUACAGUUAUGUUUACCUUGUUUAGAAGAGGCAGAUUCAAGCUGGAAUUUUGAAUGCUUCUCUAGGAUGCCCAAACUAAAGUUUCUUGAAUUUGAUAAUUUAAUAAUUAGUUCAGGCCCCACAUUCCUCCCAAAUUCCUUGAGAAUUCUCAUAUGGAAUUGGUAUCCUUCCAAAUCUCUUCCAGCUAGUUUCCGGCCAAAUAUGCUUGCUGAACUGAAGAUGCAAAGAAGCAAUCUUGUCCGGCUUUGGGACGGAAGACAGGACUUGCCUUACUUGAAAUAUAUGGAUCUUAGUGAGUCCAAAAACUUGAAGGAGACCCCAGAUUUCACAGGUAUUCCGAAUCUUGAGGAGUUGAGUCUUGCAAAUUGUGACGGUUUAGUUAAGGUCCAUCCAUCCAUUGCGGUCAACAAAAAGCUUAAACGGUUGAUACUCAAUCAAUGUAAAAAUGUCAAGAGUUUCCCAAGUAAGAUUGAAAUGGAUUCUCUCGAGUUUCUCAACCUUUCUGACUGCUCAAAAGUAAAGAUUCCAGAAUUUGGAGAAGGGAUGAAAAAUUUGUCAAUCCUUCUCAUACCUGGGACCGCCACUGAGGAACUAACUUCAUCAAUUGAACAUCUGGUUGGCCUUACUAGUCUGGAUAUAUCUGAUAGCAAAAGUCUCCUGAGUUUUCCGGGUACCGCAAUUUUUAAACUGAAGUUUCUUAGACAACUCCAGAUGGAUGGAUGCCCAAAGCUUAAGAAACUUGUGGAAAAUACGGGGAAGGCAGAGUCUUUAAAGCCACCAGCCUUGCGACAAAUGUUUGAUGGCUUAUUUAAAAGAAAGGGUCCAAAGUCUGUGUUCUUGGCGUUGCCAUCUUCAAGGGAUUUAUCGUCUUUGUGGGAGUUAACUCUAAGUGAUAGUAAUCUGUGUCAAGGAGUUAUCCCCGACGAUAUUGGCUACUGCUUGCCAUCUCUAAAUAAGUUGGAUCUUGGUGGAAAUAAUUUUGAUAGUCUUCCUGCAAGCAUUAGAUGCCUUUCUAAGCUUCGGUCCAUUAAUUUGAAGGGGUGCAAAAGGCUUCAACAAUUACCGGAUCUCCCACCGAAUGCGCAAUUAGAAGUAAGGGCAGACGAUUGUUAUUCCUUAAAAUUGUUCUCAGAACCGCAGGGCAGAUUCACCUAUUUUCACUCGUUUAAUUUAACAACUGUCAAUUGCUUUGGAUUGAUUGACAAUGAAGGCUUGAAUAAUGGAAUAUUUUCAAUGCUAAGGAGAUUGGCCGCUCAGGGGAUCUCUCCACACUAUCACUCAUCCCGCACUGUUCUUCCUCCGUCAUUCGAUAUUGUAAGUCCCGGAGGUAAAAUUCCAGAGUGGUUCGAUAUUCAAAGCGAGGGAGAUUCAUUGACUGUGGAGCUACCUCCGGAUCGGGAAUCAUGUAGUUCAGGGUGGAAGGGCAUUGUGUUUUGCGUUGUUUUUGCCGAUCCGAAAGAUCCUGUCAGUCUCGAGUUUAAUCAUUUGACAAUUAAAUGUUUAUCGCCUGCUGUUGGUCUACCACACGUAAUAAACUUAAACCUAAGGCAUAUGAUGGGAGAUCAUCUUUGGAUGUUUUAUAUGCCUCGUUGUCAACUCCAGUAUAUCACAAGCUGCUCUAUUAGGUCCUCAUUCGACGCGCAACAUGUCGGGUAUAGGUGUAAAUAUAUUCCAUGCUCGAAUUGUGUGAAGAGGUGUGGGGCCCGAUUGUUGUACGAGCAAGAUUUGAAAAUCCUCCUCAAUGGAACAACCAAAAUCUUGAAGCGGAGUCCUGAAUAUUGUGACUCGGAGGAGGCAGAGGCAGGGGAAGGUCCAAGUAGUGCAAUUGCAAGUGGUAGCCCUAACAAAGAAUCAUUUUUCAAAAGACGCUUGAACACUAAUCUUUCUCUGGAGAGGAACUACCCCUUUCUGCUUCUUGUUCUCAUAAUGCUGGGCUGCUUGUGGUCUCUUUGGCGACAAUGGUCUUGCGCUAUUCCACCUUUGAGUACUUGAGGAGCCCAUUCACAACAAGAUUUGUUGCGCAUUGGCUGGGGCCAUCUCUGCCUCCGUUACGAUUCUAUGUUGAUGUUAUGAAGAUGAGGCUGAUCAAGAUGUUGCUUUGAUUGGUUUGAAAUUUCUCUUCUCAGUUGCUUGUCUCAUUCGUGCUACAUUUCUACUGCUCACAUUCAUUCCUACUAAUAGUAAAUUCUUGUUGCAAUUUUUGGUGUCCUGUAAAUUAAUUUUCUAAUAGUAAUGAGUAGAAGACUAGAAGUAGAAGUCUAAGACCAUGACAAUAUUUCUAAUCCAAUUCAUUACUCUUUGUAUUCUCUUUCACGGAAUGUUACUGCCUGUGAGAUAUCAUUAUAUUAGUUACUAUGUAAUUAUGUA